AUGGAUGAGAGGUAUGGAUUUAUCAACUCCUGCCUGAAGUCCCUCCUGGUAGAGAAAUUUGGUGAAGAAACAUGGGAAAAACUCAAAACCCAGGCUGGAGUCGAAGACACCUUUAUGACAUAUACAGUGUAUGAUGAUGCUCUUACUGUGAAGUUGGUCCAAGAAGCCUGCAAAAUGCUAAAAGUACCAGAAGAGGCAGUGCUGAAGCUUUUUGGGGAAUACUUUUUUAAUUUCUGCAAAACAUCAGGAUAUGAUAAAAUGCUACGGACACUAGGAGGAAAUUUGAUGGAGUUUAUUGAGAAUCUUGACUCUUUACAUAGCUACCUUGCUUUGUCCUACCAGGAAAUGAAUGCACCAUCAUUUCGAGUGGAAAGGAGAGAUGGGGCAAUGCUCCUCCACUAUUAUUCAGACAGGAAAGGAUUGUGUCACAUUGUUCCAGGAAUUAUUGAAGCUGUAGCCAGAGACUUCUUUGAUUGUGAAGUGUCCCUGGAAAUUCUUGAACAAAAUGUAGAAGAAGAGCGAACUGGGAAGAAGGAGCACGUGGUGUUUAUUAUUUUACAGACAAAUGAAACAGUGAAGCACAACAUCAAAGAGCAAACCAUUUCUGUAUGUGGAGAUGGGUCUCAGAAGGACAAAGAGGUGAUAUUUCAUUCUAUCUGUCUCUAUUCCACAGGGAACCUUUUACAUACCUUUGAACCGCUGUUCCCUAAGAGGCUUUGGCUUGACGAGAAAACCUUCUGCCACGCAUUUCCUUUCCACCUUGUGUUUGACGAAACCCUGAAGAUCAAACAGGCAGGUGUAAACAUUCAGAAAUUUGUACCAAGAUUGCAAAUAAGUGGAACCAGAUUAGAUGAAUAUUUUUCUAUUAUUCAUCCACAAGUCACAUUCACUAUUUCCAGCAUGAAAAAGUUUAUCAAUAGCCAGUUUGUUCUCAAGAUUCGGAGAGAAAUUAUGCCCAAGUCAUUGAAGAAACGGCCUGUGCUGAAGCUCAGAGGACAAAUGAUCUGGAUGGAUUGCAUCCACUGCAUGAUCUACUUGUGCUCACCAAAGCUCCGGAGUUUAGAUGAGUUAGAAGAGCAAGAGAUGCACCUUUCUGACAUCGCCCAGCAUGACCCAACAAGAGACCUCAUCCUCUUCAACCAGCAGCGGCUGGCAGAGAUAGAGCUAUCCAACCAACUUGAGAAAAAAAAGGAAGAGCUCAGGAUUCUUUCUAAAAACCUAGAGAUAGAAAAGAAGAAAUCAGAAGCUUUACUCUAUGCUAUGUUACCAAAACAUGUGGCUAAUCAGCUGAAGGAAGGCAAGAAGGUGGAAGCAGGAGAUUUUAGUUGCUGCACAAUACUUUUCAGUGACGUAGUGACUUUCACAACCAUCUGUUCUGUCUGCGAACCUAUUCAGAUUGUGAACAUGCUUAAUUCAAUGUAUUCCAAGUUUGAUCGACUAACUAGCAUCCAUGGAGUUUAUAAAGUGGAAACCAUUGGUGAUGCCUACAUGGUUGUAGGAGGAGUCCCAGUGCCCGUGCCCAGUCACGCUGAAAGGGUGGCUAAUUUUGCCCUUGGCAUGAGAAUUGCUGCAGGAGAAGUUAUGAACCCUAUUACCACUAGACCUAUACAGAUUAGAAUUGGGAUACACACUGGACCAGUGUUGGCUGGGGUAGUUGGGGAGAAAAUGCCCAGAUACUGUUUAUUUGGUGACACCGUCAAUACAGCUUCUAGGAUGGAAAGCCAUGGACUGCCGGACAAAAUCCAUAUCAGCUCCACAGCAUUCGAAGCACUCCCUCCUCAAGUGUUUGAGACAGUGGAAAGGGGAGCCAUAGAGGUGAAAGGCAAAGGGAAAAUGACAACCUAUUUUCUGAAGCAAAAUCUCAGUGCUACUGAGGAUGAAAUAAUGGGACGGUCUGUCAAGUCUCCCUCCCUCCAUUCUCUCAUCCACCUUAACCUGUUCUGUUCCUUGCCCUUUCCUCUUGCUUCUGCUCCCAUUCAGUGUCAUUAG
Molecule: messenger RNA, 1989 nt
Organism: Python bivittatus (Burmese python)
Lineage: Eukaryota; Metazoa; Chordata; Lepidosauria; Squamata; Pythonidae
Source: RefSeq, a predicted model, not a curated record